This is a messenger RNA of Mucor mucedo, 935 nucleotides long. RefSeq lists its product as uncharacterized. The transcript has 4 exons. The record is from RefSeq and is a predicted model, not a curated record. Bases 1 to 516 code for a protein of 171 amino acids. Lineage: Eukaryota; Fungi; Mucoromycota; Mucoromycetes; Mucorales; Mucoraceae.
AUGACUGUUUGGUGUUCAUAUUUUGUUUCAACACGAGCUAGUCAAUUAAGAAACUAUUACAAGUACUACUUGUUUAAGCACAUGGCGUAUUACUGUGUUCGUCAAACGUUUUGUGUAGUUGACACAAAUAAAUAUGGUCGCAAUUCCGUUGCUGGUUACCCCAUAUGCAGUGGACAUAUCUCUUUUAUCAUGCUGAAACUAUUCAAAUUAUUUAUCAGUACUGGUUGUUGGCAUAAAAUUAUGUCGUCAAAACUGAUUAUAUCAUUUUGGUACGAGCUUUGGCUAUUUUCGUGGAAAAAUGUCAAAUUUCAUUCGGUGAACAACUCUGUUUGUGGAAGCAAGCAUUCUUCUGUCUGUUCCGGCCGCCUUUUCGCCCUUGACAUUCGCCGAAUGUAUAUUAAUGAGAUAUCAAAACAAGCUAACUAUCUUAGGAAAUUUGAUAAAUAUCCCCAAAAUAGGGUCAUUGUCGUGAUCGAGGCUAUAUACCUAAUAUAUGACUCUAUCUACACUUCUUAAAUCUUCCAUUUGAUAAUCCUAAAUAUAAUUCUUAUUGAUACUGUUAUAUUAAAUACUGAUCAUUUACUUUAUGUACAGGCUUGAUCUCAUAUCAUCCUUCAUACAAGUAUAAGACAUACAUUUAAAUAAUAACAUUGAUAUGAACACAUAUAAAGGUUACAUCAGCCACAUUGAGGUGCCACAGCUAUCUGAAUUAAGAACUACAUUUUCCCCUGAAUAUUGUGCUACAAGACAUACACAGUUUAAGAAUGAAUGUUAUUGUUAUUGUUAUUGACAUCUCAUUAUGGCCUUUCUAUAUGGGAUCAUUACAUCCGAGUAUUAUCUGGAUUAAUCUACCCACGACCGUCAUCAGCUCAUCUGUGAUCAAUGUCUGAAAUAAUGUGUAUAUAAACACCCCUUUUUAUUUGUUUAAUAAAGCC